AUGGCUCUCCAGGCUGACUUUGAUGGUGCUGCAGAAGAUGUAAAAAGAUUAAAGACAAGACCAACCGAUGAAGAACUGAAGGAACUAUAUGGAUUCUACAAACAGGCUACUGUUGGAGAUAUUAAUAUUGAAUGUCCAGGAAUGCUAGAUCUGAAAGGCAAAGCCAAAUGGGAGGCAUGGAACCUGAAAAAAGGUUUAUCGAAGGAGGAUGCCAUGAAUGCCUAUAUCUCUAAAGCAAAAGCGAUGAUAGAAAAAUAUGGGAUAUAGAAUACUCAGCAUAAUUCCCACUAAGAACUAACUCCUUAGCAGCUUAUGAACUAACUCUGUUGAGAAAAAUGCAACUCUAACUCCUUAUUGUGUAGUCUGACAGUAAAAUCUUUUACACAUAAGCUGUUUGACUGUAAAGGUUAUUUACACACGUACUCUGCUUUUAGAUUGUAUCUUAUUCUACACAAAUUUGAACCCAAUAAAU
Merops nubicus (carmine bee-eater) is the source of this 472-nucleotide messenger RNA. RefSeq names its product acyl-CoA binding domain containing 7 (gene ACBD7). The transcript is spliced from 4 exons. Lineage: Eukaryota; Metazoa; Chordata; Aves; Coraciiformes; Meropidae. The record is from RefSeq and is a predicted model, not a curated record. Gene Ontology annotation, molecular function: fatty-acyl-CoA binding. Gene Ontology annotation, biological process: fatty acid metabolic process. Bases 1 to 267 code for a protein of 88 amino acids.